This is a messenger RNA of Aureococcus anophagefferens, 1101 nucleotides long. RefSeq lists its product as hypothetical. The coding region runs from base 1 to 1101 and encodes 366 amino acids. The record is from RefSeq and is a predicted model, not a curated record. NCBI's taxonomy places the organism in Eukaryota, Pelagophyceae, Pelagomonadales, Pelagomonadaceae. The transcript has a single exon.
AUGGAGCUCGUCGGCGACGAAGCAAAGUGGGACGCCAUCUUCGCGUCGCGCGAGGCGGAGCUCGUGGCCUCGGGCUUCCAGUGGCCCGAGGGCCCGCGGUGGACCAAGAGCAAGGGCUUGCUCUUCAGCGACACGAUCUCCGGCAAGAUGUACCGCUGGGACGAAGCCACGAAGAGCGCCGUCGUCUUCCUCGACGACGCCGGCGGCUGCCCGAAGGCGAACCUCGUCGAGGGCUACGAGUGCGCGGCGGGCCAGGCCGAGCCGGGCCCCAACGGGCUCUCGAGGGAGUACCCGUACGUCAAGAAGCGCAAGCCGAGCCACAACAUCGCCGUCUGCCAGCACGGCGCGCGGCGCCUCGCCCAGAUGGACCUGAAUUCCCGGGAGAUGACGGAGCUCGUCGCCUACGUCGACGGCAAGCGGCUCAACGGUCCCAACGACGUCGCGCGCGUCGGCGCGCACGACUUCAUCUUCACGGACCCCUACUAUGCUCUCUUAGAACAGGACCGCUUCUACGACCACGUCUACACGGAGGAGAAGUCGGAGCUGGGCUUCGCCGGCGUCUGGCGCCACGACGCCUUCGAAAACGUCACGCGCGCGCUCGUCGACGAUUUGGAAAGGCCCAACGGGCUGGCCCUGAUCCCCAGGGGCGACCAGCUCGUCGUCAGCGACUGCUGCCAGGGCGCGACGCCGACGUGCCCCGCCGGCGAGGCGCGCUGGAACGUCUACGACCUGUCGCGCGACCUGUGGCGGGCGACGUUCGUUAGGCGGAUCGAGCACGCCGACGACGUCAAGGAGGGCUGCGCGGACGGCUUCGUGUACCACGCCUGGUUCCACGUGCUGCUCGCCUCCUGCCCCGGGGGGUUGUGCGUCGUCGGCCUCGACGAGGGCGCGGUGAUCGCGAAGCUCCGUUUCGGGGGCAGCGUCGCGAACGUCGAGCUCGGCGGCGGCUACGCGUGGAUCACGGGCAACGGCGGCCUCUACCGCAUCAAGCUCAACGACGAAAAGCCCGCGGACGUCGUGAAGCCCUUCGCGGAGAGCCUCCAGGGCCGGGCCGAGACGGGCGCGCACCUCCGCCCGCCGCCGCCGUCGGCGGAGCUCUGA